Messenger RNA from Pistacia vera, 3453 nucleotides. Its product is annotated as ammonium transporter 3 member 3-like. The record is from RefSeq and is a predicted model, not a curated record. Lineage: Eukaryota; Viridiplantae; Streptophyta; Magnoliopsida; Sapindales; Anacardiaceae. Gene Ontology annotation, cellular component: plasma membrane. The coding region runs from base 1980 to 3407 and encodes 475 amino acids. Gene Ontology annotation, molecular function: ammonium channel activity. Gene Ontology annotation, biological process: ammonium transmembrane transport. The transcript has 3 exons.
CCUAUAGUAGAGACGACUUGAGUCAAAUAUAGCAUUUAUAAUGUAUUUAUUAAGUAUGACCCAUAGUAGAGACGACUUAGUCAAAUAUGGCACUACAAGGAAAUAUGAGAGGAACAUAAAACAAAAUUUUUAAUCUCAAUUCCUAUAAACCCAAGAUAAGGGUGGGUUACGAUUAGAUGUAUUUAAUUAAUAAAUUCAUACAAGGUUUAAUAAAUUUACUAUCGUUAAAGGCUUUUUUUACUUUAAUUUGUUCUUUCACAAAUCAAUUAAGCAUAAUGAUUGUAUGAACUCGUCCAUACGGAGGGCACUAAGGAUAAAGAAAAAUCAAUUGUUAGAUUGAUUUGAGAAUUAUAAAAAUUAGGUUUUUCUUUUAGGAUUAGGGUUCAAUAUAAAAUUUAAACCUUUUUCUUCAAUGAAUAGUAAUGGGCCAGAAAAAAACCUGGGAAAUUUGAUUAAAAUACGAUUUCAAAUUUGAAAUGAAUUAAAAAAUUACGAAAUUUAAAACUUUUUACUAAAUGACCAUCUCUUAAGCGAUGUAAGGUUAUUUAUAAGCUUCUCUCUUAAGCAAUAUGUUUAUAUCGUUUAAACAACAUUAAAAACUUCAUGUUUAUUUAAUUCAUUCCAAAAUUGAAAUAGUGUUUUAGUAAUCCACCCUACAGUAACCUAGAUUAAGUGUGUAAUUUAGACUCACUUUGAAACUUUCAACAAAAUAUGCUUGUGACUUUGACUUUUCUAAGGUAUGCACAAAUGGACCCAAACACCCUAAUCACUAAAAAAAAAAAAAAUAAUAAUAAUAAAUAAAUAACCUCUUUGUACUAUUUGACCUACACUUAAAAGAGGUUGAGUCCAAUUAGGGACAUAUAAAACAUUUACUAAUAACCUUUUAAGGGAUUGGUCUAACGGAUCAAAAAAAUUUAUUCUUUUCAUUGAUUUUUUUAGUUCGAACUACUUUUAAGUCAAUUCCUACAUUACUUAACAAAAAAAGACUUUGACUUUUCUCACCACAAAAUUUGGUGAGAAAGUAAUGGGACUCGCUUGAUAUUACGUAUUGUUGAUCAAAUCUUCAAACAUACUUGGAACACUAUAUACAUUUUGUAGAAAUUAACCCAUUAGUCAAUAUUCACGGAAGUCACUUGGAACGCAAAUUAUUCAGGUUUAGAAUUUAAUUUUUCGGCCACCAUGCUUUAAGGCCAAGCCUCAAGAAUAAGGCAGCUAGCCUACUUGAAAAAAUAUUUCUUCUUCAGCAGGAAGACUUCACAAGCAGACUUCUGUAAUUUAUACGUUUCGACUUGCAUCUUGCUGCUAGAAGAAGAUUGGUUAAUAGAUUCCUAGAGAUCUGCAGUUAAUUUACUUUGAAAGUAAACUCCCAUAUAUGGUGGAGAUUAAGGUUUGAACUCUUGAACGACUUGCAAGCUAUAUAAUAUUUAAUCCCAUUUCUAAUUUUCAAUUUAGCCAAAGAUUCUGCUGCCCAUGGCAUCCAUUGUACCAAAAAGAUACGGAAUCUAGGAGCCUGCAAGUUGGGUCACAUCUAGGACACACUAUAAAGUUAAAACCUAAAAAAUCAACAUUAAGAUUAAAAAGUAUCACUUUCAUUCCCAGCUGGGAUGGAAAUUUCUUGCAGAGUCUUAAUUUCUAGUUUUCCGCAGUCAGGGCCAAGCAUCACUCAUGUGCUGCUAGUUUUCUUUCCUUGAUUUAAGAUCUGGAAAUUUGCCAAGAAUCUCAUGGAAUCUCCCCUAGUUGGAAAACUGCAUUCAAUAUAAUAACAAGCUACUCCAUUGACUACAAAAUGAUACAUAUGCCAUCCUAGACUUCAACAAUUGUAAUCAUCCGACGGGAGCUUCCUGUGAUAACGGGUCUAUGCUAAAUUCUUUAUAGGAAUCUUGUACCAAGCAUUUUAAAUUUUGAACUCUAUAAAAUAAGCUCCUUGUUAUCUUACCUGUGAAGAGUUUGGAGCAAGACACCAAGCCUCAAAACCAAUAAUGGCAGCUGCUUCAGUUGUUCCGACGGCGUACCAGCAGGGCACCACUGCAGCCGUACCUGACUGGCUAAACAAGGGUGACAAUGCAUGGCAAAUGGUAUCUGCAGCUCUUGUUGGCAUGCAAGGCAUGCCGGGGCUGGUGAUACUUUAUGCAGGUCUUGUCAAGAGGAAAUGGGUUGUCAACUCAGCCUUCAUGGCACUCUAUGCCUUUGCUGCUGUUAUGCCUUGCUGGAUCCUCUGGGCAUACAAGAUGUCAUUUGGUAAUCAACUUCUGCCAUUCUGGGGCAAAGCUGGCCUUGCCGCUUCCCAGGACUUCCUGGUCCUCCAAGCUUUCCUCCCUGCAACAAAAUACAAAAACAUAACUCCAGCGAUUCAACCACUCUACCCCAUGGCUGUUGUGGUCUUCUUCCAAUAUGCCUUCGCAGCAGUAACUGUUGUGCUCCUUGCGGGGUCCGUUCUGGGUCGGAUGAGCAUAAAAGCUUGGGUAAUGUUUGUACCAUUGUGGAUCACUUUCUCUUACAGUGUUGUGGCAUUUAGCAUAUGGGGCGGAGGCUUCCUCUUCCAAUGGGGAAUCAUGGAUUAUGCAGGUGGUUAUGUUGUCCAUUUAGCAUCUGGAGCAGCAGGAUUCACAGCAGCUUACUGGGUAGGACCAAGAUUAAAGGAAGACCAGGAAGAAUUUCAGCCAAACAAUCUCCCACUGGCUUUGGCUGGAGCUGGAAUUCUUUGGAUGGGCUGGACUGGUUUCAAUGGAGGAGAUCCUUUCGCUGCCAAUGUAGAUUCCUCGCUUGCAGUUCUUAACACUCACAUCUGUGCCACCACCAGUCUCCUUGUGUGGAUUUGCUGGGAUGUUGUCUUCAAGAAACCCUCUGUAUACGGAGCCAUUCAGGGAAUGAUAACCGGGUUGGUUUGCAUCACACCUGCAGCAGGUCUUGUUCAGGGAUGGGCUGCACUGGUAAUGGGCAUAGCCUCAGGAAGCAUUCCUUGGUACACCAUGACGUGUUUGAGCAACAAGCUGCAAGUGCUGCAAAAGGUUGAUGACACCCUUGGUGUAUUACAUACCCAUGCUGUUGCUGGAAUCUUGGGUGGAGCUCUUACAGGACUCUUUGCCCAUCCAAGUCUCAGCAGCAUGUUCCUGGCGGUGCCCAACUCAAAAGGUGCCUUCUAUGGAAGCGGCGGUGGAAUGCAAUUUCUGAAGCAGUUGUUGGGAGCAUGCUUUGUAAUAGGUUGGAAUGUAGUUGUUACAUCCAUCAUUCUCCACGUAAUCAAAGUAAUAACACCCCUAAGAAUGACUGAAGAAGAGCUCAAAAUAGGGGACGCUGCAGUCCACGGAGAAGAAGCCUAUGCUACAGCUGGACAAGGACAGAGGGAAAGACCUACAUAUAAUAAUGGGAACAAUGGUGCUGUAGAGAUGUCUGGUCCCUUAGUUUGAUCUUAAUGAGAAGACACAUAAAAAGUAUCCUCAACAAUCAAAAAGA